This is a messenger RNA of Ogataea parapolymorpha DL-1, 3231 nucleotides long. Its product is annotated as Essential subunit of the Pan2p-Pan3p poly(A)-ribonuclease comple. The coding region runs from base 1 to 3231 and encodes 1076 amino acids. Lineage: Eukaryota; Fungi; Ascomycota; Pichiomycetes; Pichiales; Pichiaceae. The transcript is spliced from 2 exons. Gene Ontology annotation, biological process: mRNA processing; nuclear-transcribed mRNA poly(A) tail shortening. The record is from RefSeq and is a predicted model, not a curated record. Gene Ontology annotation, molecular function: poly(A)-specific ribonuclease activity; protein binding; nucleic acid binding. Gene Ontology annotation, cellular component: PAN complex; P-body.
AUGGACGGCUGGCGUGAACUUAUUUGCGUCCCCGGCAUCCGCGUGCCCAAGAGCCUGCCAUAUGCGCCGCAGGAGCAGGCCAACAAGAUCGUCACCGCGCUGCUGUUCGACGACACCCACGAGCUGCUCUGGCUCGGGGACUCGCACGGAUACGUGUACUCGUACGAGGGCCUCAAACUUGGGCUGUACUGCUCGUUCCGCGCACACAGACUGCCUGUGCUGCAAAUUCUCAACCACAAGAAGGGCAUUGUGUCGCUCGCCGCCGACGGCGUCCGUUUUGGCACAAGACAGGGCCUGACAAAGUACACCGUCCCGGCACCGGCAGACGUCCAAUUCUCGUCCAUGGCGUACACAUCCAACACGCAGACGGAGCUGCUUGUGGGUACGAGCGGCAAUCUGCUGCGUAUCGACCUCACCAACGGCACGGUGUCCGGCCGCCUCGAGUACGCCCACCCCGUGCAAUACAUGCAGUCGAACCUGCGGUGCGUGGUGCUGGGGCGUGCCGACGGCGCGGUGGACAUCAUGGACCCGAAAACGUGCCAGGUUCUCAAGUCCUGGAAAGCGCACUCGGCAGCGCUCUCAUCCAUGGCCGUCAGAGAUAACGUGCUGGUCACGUGCGGCUACUCUGUGCGCAAAGACCAGUAUGUGCUGGACCCGCUGGUGAAUGUGUUUGAUCUGCGCAAAUUGAGUCUUGGGCUGCCUAUCGCGUUCCCCGCGGGCGCUCUCCAGGUGCAUCUGCACCCAAAGCUGCCGAAUGUGGCGGUGAUUCUGUCGAGCAUGGGCCAGAUCAAUUUCAUCGAUAUCUUCGACCCCUCGCGCAUCCACCUGUACCAGGCGGACCUGAGCGCGUACGUGACGAUGUCUGACAUCUCGUCGACGGGCGAGUGUCUUGCCUUUGUCGACGCGCUACAGACGGUGCAUCUGUGGACCGACCAGCUGCUGCGGCCGCCCAGCUUUGCCGUGCUCUCCCAGGAACCCGUGCGGGCAUCGUUAGACGUGGAGCCUGUGCCGCGCGAGAACGCGCUCUCGUUCGAGUCCGACGCGCCGUUCAACUUGCUCAAGCUGCCGCGCUACGAGUCGAUGCUGCUGUCGGCGUGGCCGGCCGACAUGAAGUUUGAGGUUGGCAAGCUGCCGCGGCCGAUCGAGCCCGAAAUCCUGCGCGACGGCAAGACCAUCAACGGGUUCACCAUCGCGCGCUACGACCCGCAGAAGUACGGCCCGCGCAACCGCGCCGUGCGCCACGAGCUGCUCACCGCCCGCAGAGACACCGACACGCUGUAUCCGAAGUUUCUUAGCGAGCGCGAGGAUGACUACGACGAAAACGAGGAGAAAAUCCGCGCAAAGCGCGAAAUGAUGGCCAACGCGUUUGUUUACACACCCACAGGCAGCGACGUGCCCAACGCGUUCAAAAAGACAGACAUCUUGUACAGCAAGUUCGGCGUCGACGACUUCGACUUCACGUUCUACAACUCGACGCAGUUCUCGGGCCUGGAGUCGCACGUCGACAACUCGUACACCAACGCGGUGUUGCAGCUGUACCGCUUCACCCCGGCGAUCUUCAACUUCGUCGUGCGCACGCUCGCCGAAGACGUCCAGUACGACGACUGCAUUCUUGCCGAGCUCGGGUACCUGAUGGAUAUGCUGGUCAAGGCGAACGGCCGCAACGUGGUGGCCGCCAACUUCCAGAAACUGUUCAGCUCGCUGCCGCAGACACGCCAGCUGGGACUGCUCAGCGCCGACGGCCGCGCACGUGACGACCACGGCCAGCGCAAACUCGUGCAGCUGUUCAACAAGUUCCUGCUCGAGCAGCUCGCGCGCGACGAGACAGACCUGUAUCGGCGGCCGGUCCCGGAACACAUGAACGAGCUGUGCGGCAUCGCCGCCCAGACAACGCUGCACUCGUACUUCUGCUCGUUCCAGCACGUGAGCACCGCGCACGUGUACUCCCUAGACCUGAACGUGCUGCCACCGCCGCCGCUGAUCCCGGCCGAGUUCACCAUCCUCAACUAUCUGGAGGCCGCCGUGAACAAGACGUUGCAGCACAGCAUCCUCUGCGACGUGUGCAAGAGCUACCACGCGAUCGAGGCGGCGCUGCGCAUCGGCCGGCUCCCGCGCGUGCUGAUGCUGCACGUGGACCUGGACAACGAGCAGCUCAACGAGGUGCGCAGUUUCCAGAACUGGCUCGUGCCCGAGUUUUAUACUACUGCGGCCACCGGCAGGCCGAUCUUCCGCUCAGACCCCGUGGCUGGCGCAGGCACACGGUACGAGCUCGUGGGCUAUGUGGCGCAGAUCACGUCUAGAGACAACACGAACCACCUGGUGACGCUCACACGGACGCCAGAGGGCGAGUGGUACUUGUUCAACGAUUUCCUGGUAACCAGAAUAUCCAAAGAGGAGGCCCUGAACCUCACGUACUGGUGGAAGCGGCCGGUGCUGGCGGUUUAUCAGGACCUUUCCGAGCGCGAGUUUGACUACGACGGAUGGAAACACGUGAUUGACGACUCGAUUCUGUACCGUGACCAUUUCGCGCAAGGCACGCGUGAGGGUAAAAUCAUCGAGUACGAGCUGCUGACGCGGGCAGAGGCUCCGAAGCCGGGCACACUGGUGGCUAUCGACGCGGAGUUUGUGCUGCUCGCUCCCGAGGAGUACAUUUUCCGCUCGAACGGGGCCAAAGUGCUGGUGCGGCCGAAAAAAGUGUCUCUGGCGCGAGUGUCUGUGAUUCGUGGCGAGGGCCCCAAGGAGGGCGUGUGUUUCAUCGACGACUACAUUUUGACGGACGAGUCGAAGAUAAACGAUUACAUCACGUCGUUCUCGGGCAUCGAGCCGGGCGACCUGACCCCAGAGAAAUCCAACAAGACGGUUGUCACGCUGCAAACGGCGUACCGCAAGAUCUGGCUGCUGCUGAACCUGGGGUGCGUGUUUGUGGGCCACUCGCUCAGCGGCGACUUCCGCGCCAUAAACAUCCAGGUUCCGCCGCAGCAGGUGCGCGACACGGCGGAGCUGUUCUAUUUGAAGCGCGAGAAGCGUAAAUUGGGACUCAAGUUCCUGAUUUACCAGCUCUUCAAUGACAGAGUCCAGACGGGCAACCACGACUCCAUCGAGGACGCGCACUCGGCGCUGCGGCUGUACCGCAAGUAUCUGGAGCUCAAGCAGUCGGGCGAGCUCGAGGAAACGCUACAACGGAUAUAUCUGGAAGGACAGUACUCGCGGUUCAGAGUGCCGUCGAGCUAA